Molecule: messenger RNA, 3224 nt
Organism: Thalassophryne amazonica
Lineage: Eukaryota; Metazoa; Chordata; Actinopteri; Batrachoidiformes; Batrachoididae
Gene: pla2g6
Product: phospholipase A2, group VI (cytosolic, calcium-independent)
Exons: 19
Coding region: 101-2548 (815 amino acids)
Biological process (GO): positive regulation of ceramide biosynthetic process; cardiolipin acyl-chain remodeling
Cellular component (GO): mitochondrion
Molecular function (GO): protein binding
Source: RefSeq, a predicted model, not a curated record
ACGUCAGUCACGAUGAUGGGUAGCAGGGUUGGUUGCGGCGUUGGUUGUUGAUGUCUCCGUCAGAAGUCGGCAGCUGGAGGACGAAGGCUAAGAGGUAACAAUGCAGUUUCUCGGACGGCUGCUUGACACAGUCUCUUCAAUCUCAACCGUGUUCUCCAACCCUUACCGCGUCCGUGAAGUGCCCCUGAUUGACUACAGUGGAGAAGGCAAAAUUAAGCUGAAGCUUGAUGGACGUAUGGUUCUGUACAAAAAUGCCUCCUGCCAGUCAUGGGAUUGUGUGCUUAUGUUCCCUGAAACUUCUACCGUUGCUCUGAGGUUGUUUCAGGUGGGGUCACAGGAGGAUGCCAUGAACUGGUUCCCACAGUAUGCUCUCAAGCUUCGGCCCUUCUAUGAGACACUUCCUCUGAAGCCUGAGACCACCCAACCGAUCGUGGACUGUCUCCGUAACCACCCGGACUGGAGCUCCGCCCAUAUCGCAGUCGAUAGGGGCUUGAGGGAAUGCCUGAAACAUAACUAUGUCCAGAGUCAGAUCAAUAAUCGAGAUGCGUCUGGUCAGACGCCACUGCACCUGGCGUGUGAUCGAGGUGAUCUGGUAUGCAUGAAGGAGCUGUUGGAGAAGAGCCAGGCUCACACCAAUGUCAAAGACGUCAAUGGAGACACACCGAUGCACUACGCCGCCAUGCAGGAGUCUUCUGCCCUCAUCCAGAUCCUGUGCUCGCGGAUGUGCACUGGGAUGAAUGAGCUCAACAACAACGGGGAAACGGCACUCCACGUGGCCUGUCGUUUGGGCCAAGUAGAGGGAGUCAAAGCACUCCUGGGGGGCGGGGCUAGGUGUGACAUUAUUGGAGGCUUCAGCUACCCCGUUCACACUGCCAUGAAGUACAACGCGAAGGCCUGUGUGGAAGAGCUCCUCAAAGCAGACCCAGACCAGAUCCAUGCUGAGGACCCUGUAUAUGGAGGGACGCCUCUCCACUGGGCAAAAACCGCUGAGAUGUGCCGCAUGCUGCUGAAUUGUGAUUGUACGGUAAACUACCUCAGUAAAACAGGCGAGAGCGCCCUCCACAUUCUGACCAAGAAGGGCCGCUUUGAGGCAGCGAUGGUGCUCCUCACCCACGGAGCAAACGCCAACCUGAAGGGCCAGGAUGGGAACACAGCCCUGCACGCAGCCAUGAAGCUGGACCACAUAGAACUGAUCAAAGCUCUGAUUGUGUUCGGGGCGGACGUGGAGAUCCACAACGAUUUGGGGGAAACGCCCGGACUCAUCGCCGCACGUACCAGCAAAGGUUCCAAUAGAAAGAUCCUGCUGGACAUGCUCUGUAGUGUAGGGGUCCAGCGGUGCCUCUCUCCCUCCUCCAGCAGCACAAAGACCACACCUCCACUCAUAGGGUUUGAGGACCUCCUGCACUUGGGCGUGGCAGUCGCGGCAAUGAGCAGAGGUGCAUCAGAAACGGACAGCAUCGCAGUGGAGAAACAGAAGAUGGACAGACUGCUGUGUUUGGACGGCGGCGGGAUAAAGGGCUUGGUGCUGAUUCAGAUGUUGAUCGCUCUGGAGAAGGAGGCCAGGCGGCCCAUCAGGGAACUGUUUGACUGGGUGGCUGGCACAAGCACUGGGGGCAUCCUGGCCCUCGCGAUAAUCCACGGUAAGUCCAUGGAGUACCUGCGCUGCUUGUACUUCAGGAUGAAGGAGCAGGUGUUCAAGGGCUCACGACCCUAUGAGUCAGCACCGCUGGAAGACUUCCUGAAGAAGGAGUUUGGAGAAAACACCCAGAUGACAGAUGUCACAUAUCCCAGGGUGAUGGUAACCAGUGUCCUGGCAGACAGACAUCCAGGAGAGCUGCACAUCUUCAGGAACUACGACCUUCCCUCUGCCCACAGAAAACCUCCUUAUGCCACCACAGCCACAUUCAAACCCCUCACCAUCCCGAAAGGUUGGGAAGACGAGGAUGUGUUGUUAGUAGGUUACACAAAGGAGCCGCCGAGAAAGCGUAGGAAGGUGACAGAUGAAGAACAGCUUGUAUGGAAAGCCGCACGCUCCAGCGGUGCAGCUCCCACGUACUUCCGACCAAUGGGGCGCUUUCUGGAUGGAGGGUUGCUGGCAAAUAACCCGACACUAGAUGCCAUGACAGAGAUUCAUCAGUAUAACAAAGCCUUAAAAGCAGAGGUUCGGGAGGAAGAAGUUAAGAAGUUGGGUAUUGUGGUAUCUCUUGGUACAGGUAAGCCUCCUCAGAUGGUGGUGAGCUCUGUGGAUGUUUUCCGACCCUCGAACCCCCUGGAACUGGCCAAGACAUUUGUAGGGGCCAAGGAACUGGGCAAGAUGCUGGUGGACUGUUGUACAGACUCUGAUGGCUGUGCGGUGGACAGAGCAAGCGCCUGGUGUGAGAUGACUGACACCAUCUACCACAGACUGAGCCCACAGCUGUCUCAGGAGGUGAUGCUGGAUGAAGUCAGUGAUGCGGUUUUGGUGGACAUGCUGUGGGAGACCCAGAUGUACCUUUACGAGAACAGAGCGGUUGUGGAGUCGCUGGUAAAGCAGCUGCUCAGUGACUGAACGCCCAGACGGGACGGUGACGGCGAGCAAAAAAGUCGGGGAGUGCGUGUGAAUGACUGUGUUACUGUACUCAGUCAGACUGACUGUCAGAAUAAUGUAAUCUUGUUGAGACUUACAACCUAUACAUUUUCACUGACAUAUGCAGUACUUUGUAGCAAAAUGUGAUCUAAAGAAUGGGGGAACAUGGGGAGAAAAAAGCAUGACAGACUGGCUUAAAGGGGAAUUCAGCAGCAAUAUGUGAUCUUAUCACUGACCCCAGACGUGAUCCAGCAUGAAGCUUGUGACAUUUGUAGCCAUGAAGCUUCUUUCUGUCGUCAGCACUUUCACUUGUUUCUUAAUUGUCCUUAUUUUUGGACGAAGUGAAAAACUGUCAAAUGAAGGUAAUGCUGGUGGUUUAAAUGCACUUUACUGUAUGAAAGGAGAGCGUUCUGUUUACGUUGAUUUUGUGCAGGACAAGAUGUAACUCAGUGGGACACUCAUCCAAAAACAUAGGCUGAACUUAAUUUCCUCCAUACGUAAGUCACACCACACUGUUAUCUAUGGAGUGGAAAGAUGCCAACCUCCACGCUUAGUCAUUAAAUUCUGCAGGAAUUACCCUGUGCCGGCAAAGCAGGGUUUUGUAAUCGGUCCGGUGUGUGUGUCUGGCUGAACAAGAUUAAAAAAAAAAAAAAAAAAA